This is a messenger RNA of Rhagoletis zephyria (snowberry fruit fly), 1713 nucleotides long. RefSeq names its product Cuticular protein 76Bc (gene Cpr76Bc). Lineage: Eukaryota; Metazoa; Arthropoda; Insecta; Diptera; Tephritidae. Gene Ontology annotation, cellular component: extracellular matrix. The record is from RefSeq and is a predicted model, not a curated record.
GACUUAAGCACAUGUUGCACAAAAUACACGCAAAUGCAAUUGCAUUUAAUUAACUACAUAUCCAUAUGUAUAAAUAUAUAUAUAUGCAUAUGUAACGUGAAUUUGGAAAAGCGCUAAAUAUUUACAUUGUGUGCAGCUAUAGUGAAAAUUUCUAAUUGCGAUAAUUUGUUGCAGAAUCGAAAGUGUUUUUAAAAAGAAUUUGGCUGUUAAAUAACCGAUAAUGAAAUUUGUUCCUCACACGAUAUGGAUAACUCUGAUGCCAUUGUUAAGUUGUAUAUGCAUGAUUAACGGAGAUUCUGACACUGAAGCCAAUAUUGAUGAAACAGAGAGUGAAAUGAUGAAAUAUGCGCCAGAAUAUCAACAUCCAGAAUAUGCAUUCAGUUAUGGUGUCAAAGAUCUGCACACUGGAGAUGUCAAAUCCCAGUGGGAGUCACGCGACGGCGAUACUAUAAAGGGACACUAUAGCAUUCUCGAGCCAGAUGGCUCGAUACGUACAGUUCACUACACUGCCGAUGCUAAGCAUGGCUUCAAUGCUGUGGUGAAGACCGUCGGCGCCAAUUCACAUCCCGUCACCGAAUCGCCGCACAGUGAAAAUGGCAUCAACGACGACACAUCGCAAUCCAAAAUCAAUCACUAUAGCAAAGAUCAGGAGCACAUAGUGCUGAGCUCAGACAUUAAACCGCUCAAAAAUCCAAUUGAAGAUCUAACGCACGCCCACCCGAAAAUUCCCAGCCUCAUUGAGUUCAAACCGCAUGCGCGCAUAAAGCAAGUGCCAAUGGAACUGGAACCAGGUAUGCGUGAACGGCUGCAGACCGCACGUGAUGAGUAUUAUCAAAAGCAAAAUUUCAAGAAAGUGCCACAUCCUGAAACAGAUUCGUACAGUAAUCAGGAGAAUGAAUGGAAAGCGCUUGUAUUGGAUCAAAAUUCCGAAUAUCAGCCGAUAUAUGGUGUCCAUAUAAAUAGUUAUAAAAGCGCAGACAAUUACAUUCCAACAAAACAAUCCAUUGCAAAUAUAGCUCAGAAUGCUCUGAAUAACGGUGGUGGGCUGCGCAAUGAAUUUAUUGCAUCAGCGCCUCUGCAUCAACGCAAUCAUGGCUCCUAUAUCGAUCCUAGUAUAAAUAAUAUACCGCCUGGCAAGAAGUACAGCUUCACCACACCUAAUUACAAGCAUCACUCAGCACCACCGCCACAAUACAAAUAUCAGACGAAUUUCAAAGCGUCUGCACCACAAAAUCGUCCAGACUACAUCAAUUACUUUCAGCGCAAAACAAAGAAAUUCAAUCACAAAGAUGCGCCGGGUCCAGUAGUUUUUCCAAAUCAUACUGGCGAUGAGCAAAAUGCAGCUUCGGCCCAAUUGGUUCAGUCGAUGGUCAGGCUCGAUCGAAAGCAUAUUUUACCCAUGUACGCCAAUCAUUACAGCACGGACAAUUAUCGCCAUCAGCGUUAUCGUACCAUUUAAAUUUUACUAAUUUGUAUGUAUGUACGAUAGUUAGUUGAUUGCGAGUAUGCUUUCGUACGUUUGUAAGUAUUUAUUGGCGCAAAUAUGUAUGAGCGUUUAUAAUUUGUAUGGAGACCUAAGCAGCAGUCCGGUAUUACUUUAUAUGGAUCUUUAUUUGUAUAUUUAUUUAUUUUAGCAAAUAUUUUGAAAAUUGUCGCAAAUAUUAAUGUAGUUGUGUACUUAUUUUAAAAUAAUUUUAAUAAAAAACAAAAUCU